Messenger RNA from Talaromyces rugulosus, 4089 nucleotides. RefSeq lists its product as uncharacterized. The record is from RefSeq and is a predicted model, not a curated record. The transcript has a single exon. Gene Ontology annotation, biological process: 'de novo' IMP biosynthetic process. Gene Ontology annotation, molecular function: phosphoribosylformylglycinamidine synthase activity. The coding region runs from base 1 to 4089 and encodes 1362 amino acids. Lineage: Eukaryota; Fungi; Ascomycota; Eurotiomycetes; Eurotiales; Trichocomaceae.
AUGACGUCCUCGACCGAAUCGACAUACUUGUCGAUUCCCGGCACAGUUGCAUUUUCCAGGUCUCGUGGCCUUGCAAUCGCAUCGCAGAUAGGAGCAGCAGACGUUCGAGCUCAAUGGGUUCACUAUGUGCAUACUUCCGAGACUCUGCAAGAGACUCAACGAGGGGUUCUUGAGCAGCUUCUCCAAUACGGCGACAUCACCGACAUUCCUCCUUCAUUUGAACAAGGUGAAGGUACCGUGAAAACCUUUUACGUAUACCCUCGCGUUGGGACGAUUUCACCGUGGAGUUCUCAGGCGACCGGUAUUUCACAUGUGUGUGGAUUGGGCAAAUUCGUCAAGCGAAUCGAACGCGGACUAAAAAUAUCGGCUCUAUUCUCGGAAGAGAGUAAGGCAGAAGAUGAAUACUUGGAUUUUCUACACGACCGAAUGACUCAAGUCAUCAGCCAAGAAGAACCCAACCUUGAGAAGGUCUUCUCAGAGCACCCACCACUUCCCUUGGAGACCGUCCCUCUUCAUAGUGGAGAGAAAUCCCCAGUAGAGAUUCUCCAGGACGCGAAUAAACGUCUUGGACUUGCUUUAGAUCAAUCGGAGAUUGAUUACCUUGUCGAAGCAUAUGCCGCCAACGGCCCUGUUCCACGCGAUCCCACCGAUGUCGAACUUUUCAUGUUUGCUCAGGUCAACUCCGAACACUGUCGACACAAGCAAUUCAACGCGUCUUGGGCUAUUGAUGGGAGACAAAUGCCGUACAGUUUAUUCGGAAUGAUCAGGAACACCCACAGGAAGAAUGGAGACUAUACCGUGAGCGCCUACAGUGACAAUGCCGCGGUAUUACAGGGUGAGAAUGCCGGAUUUUGGUCGCCCGAUUCUGCAACCCGCGAAUGGACACAGUUAAAAGAGCAGGUUCAUAUAUUGGCCAAGGUUGAAACUCACAAUCACCCUACUGCUGUAUCGCCAUUUGCUGGAGCUGCCACCGGAUCUGGUGGUGAAAUAAGAGACGAAGGAGCUGUUGGCCGAGGGUCCAGGCCAAAAGCCGGACUCGCGGGAUACUGUGUCUCCGACCUCCUCAUACCGGAGCUGCGACAGCCAUGGGAGCUUGAUAUUGGAAAACCCCACCAUAUCGCAAGCAGCUUAGAUAUCAUGCUCGAAGCCCCGAUCGGAAGCGCAGCUUUCAACAACGAAUUCGGACGCCCUUGCACAGCCGGUUAUUUCCGAACAUUGCUUACUGAGAUUGAUAUUGGCAAUGGCCAGAAAGAAAUUCGAGGAUAUCACAAGCCGAUUAUGAUCGCCGGUGGUGUGGGCACUGUAAGACCUCAGCAUGCGCUCAAGGACCCAGGUAUCGUCAAGCCAGGUUCUUUCCUUGUGGUUCUCGGAGGCCCUGCGAUGCUUAUUGGGCUUGGUGGUGGAGCAGCGUCCAGUCUUACUUCUGGAGAAGGAUCUGCCGAUCUCGACUUUGCCAGUGUCCAAAGAGGAAAUGCCGAAGUCCAACGCAGAGCUCAAGAAGUCAUCAACGCCUGUGUUUCAAUGGGAGCCGACAACCCAAUCAAGUUCAUUCACGAUGUUGGCGCCGGAGGCCUGUCAAACGCUCUUCCGGAAUUAAUUCAUGACUCAGGACUGGGCGCUACAUUUGAACUGAGGGAGGUGGAUAACACUGAUCGCAGCAUGAGUCCUAUGCAAAUAUGGUGCUGUGAAGCACAGGAAAGAUACGUUAUGGCUAUUGGGGAGGAGAGUAUGAACAAGUUCACUGCCAUUGCCAAACGUGAGCGCUGCGGUUUCUCUGUUGUUGGCAGAGGAGAGGGCAAUCAAGACGAGGAUAAACGUCUUGUCUUGAUGGACCGAGAUUCAAAGGAAUACCCGAAACCGAUCGAUCUGCCUCUAUCGGUUCUUUUUGGGAAGCCACCCAAGAUGACUCGGAAAGUGGACUCGCGAAAACUGAAAUUACCUGCCUUUGAUACUAGUUUGUCAACAUAUCUACCUAAAGAUCUAUCAAGCCAACAGCUAUUUGACGAGGCUGCGACUAGAGUUCUUUCUCUUCCUGCAGUCGGCUCAAAAUCUUUCCUGAUCACGAUUGGGGAUCGAACUGUGGGUGGGCUUACUGCUCAAGAUCAGAUGGUAGGACCUUGGCAAACUCCAGUUUCCAAUGUAUCCGUGACGGCAACAUCACUUCUUCAGGGUGUGAAAACUGGAGAAGCUAUGGCGAUGGGCGAAAAGCCUACCCUUGCCCUUAUUUCGCCGGCAGCGUCGGCACGCAUGGCUGUGGCAGAAUCGUUAAUGAAUCUUACAGCGGCAGAUUUGAUCAAUCGUCUGACCAGAGUCAAGCUUUCAGCCAACUGGAUGUCCGCUGGCAGUCACCCAGGUGAAGGAGCAGCCAUCUAUGAAGCUGUCGAGGCUAUUGGUCUUGACCUGUGUCCCAAACUAGGAAUCAGCAUUCCAGUUGGUAAGGACUCGAUGUCGAUGAAAAUGAAAUGGACGGACGAAAAGUCCAAGGAGUCACGAGAGGUUACCGCACCUUUGUCUUUGGUCAUUUCGUCUUUCGCGCCAGUUUCCGACUUUAAGAAAACAUGGACACCGACUCUCCGACGCUUUGAGGACGUUGGCGAAACUGUUCUUAUGUUUGUAGAUCUCGCUCGCGGCCGAAAAGCUCUUGGUGGCUCAGCUGUUGCACAAGUUUUCAAACAGGUUGGCGAUGAAUGUCCUGACAUCCGAGACGUGGAUCUCUUCAGGGACUUUUUUGAUGCUACACAGCAGCUUCAAGAAUCGGGUAUCGUUCUGGCCUAUCACGACCGUUCUGAUGGAGGUCUUUUCACGACUCUUGCAGAAAUGAUGUUUGCGGGACGCUGUGGCGUUGAACUCAUGUUAGAUGAUUUGCAAAAGAACUCUGACAUUGGAAGCUGCAUUGAGACAUUGUUCAAUGAAGAGCUUGGUGCAGUCUUCCAAGUCCGAAAGAAGGACGAAACCCAGUUCCGCUCAUGCUUUGCAACUUGUGGCCCUCCACCAGGGCUAAUCACUCGCAUUGGACGUGUUUCUGAGAUACAGAAGCAAAACCUUACCAUGUACCACAAACACAAAUUGAUUUAUCGUCAACCGCGAGCCAAGAUUCAACAAAUCUGGUCACACACAUCUUACCACAUGCAAAAGAUCCGUGAUAAUGCUGCCUGUGCUGAUCAAGAAUUCGCUAAUAUCCUUGAGGACACGAACCCCGGUUUGUCAUGGAGACCCAGCUUCGACCCUAAAGACAAAGGUCUCCCUAUUUUGACAAGUCUUACCCAAUUUUCACCGUUCAGCAACAAGCCUCGGGUGGCAAUCCUCCGCGAACAAGGAGUUAACAGUCAGGCUGAAAUGGCCUUUGCUUUCAACCUGGCUGGUUUCGCCGCUGUUGAUGUACACAUGACUGAUAUCAUCUCUGGUCGCGUGUCCCUCGCGUCCUUUGUUGGAAUGGCUGCCUGUGGUGGUUUCUCAUACGGAGAUGUCCUCGGCGCGGGCCAGGGCUGGUCCAAAUCGGUGUUGUUGCAUGAAGAAACCCGCAAAGAAUUCAAAAACUUCUUCGACCGCCCGGAUACCUUUGCUCUCGGUGUUUGCAACGGAUGCCAAUUUCUAUCACGUCUCAAAGAGCUCAUUCCAGGGGCACAGUACUGGCCCAGCUUCGAGCGAAACGCCAGUGAGCAAUACGAAGGCCGUGUCGCCAUGGUACAUAUUUCCGAUCCGGACCCUUCUACUCCAUCUGUUUUCCUGCAUGGCAUGAACGGCUCGUCGCUGCCCAUUGCCGUGGCACACGGAGAAGGCCGUGCAUCUUUCGCCUUGACACCCGAAGUCACCGCGCAGGACUUUGUCAAAAAUAACUUGGCGCCUAUUCGCUAUGUCGACAAUGAGACGCUCAAGCCAACAAUGACAUAUCCCUUCAACCCGAACGGUAGUCCCGAGGGUAUUGCAGGUGUUAGAUCAUCAGACGGCCGUGUUCUGGCGAUCAUGCCUCAUCCGGAGCGAACUAUCAUAGGCGGUAUUGCAAGCUGGCUACCUGCUGAGGCAGAGCAAUGGGGAGAGGUUGGUCCAUGGGGACGCGUUUUCUACAGUGCUCGCAGGUGGGUCGGCUAA